Molecule: messenger RNA, 857 nt
Organism: Saprolegnia diclina VS20
Lineage: Eukaryota; Oomycota; Saprolegniomycetes; Saprolegniales; Saprolegniaceae
Exons: 1
Coding region: 1-780 (259 amino acids)
Source: RefSeq, a predicted model, not a curated record
AUGAGGAGGAGGUUGAUCGUCGCCUGUCGGCGCCCCUCCUGCUGCUCGUGUCUCUGUCCAGCUACUGGCAUGCUCAUCGACCGGAGGCCCAAAGCGAACGAUACGUCGAGCGGUCGUGUCGUCAAGGCCGUCGUGUCGGUAGUGUAUGGAGGGUAUGUUGAUGGCUCGGUCGUCGCACUCGUCGGCGGCGGCGUUGGUGUCUCUUGCAAUCGGACGGACAGACACCGUCGUUACUCGCUUCGGGAUGCGGCCUGUGGUGGACGAUGCGCCACCCGCUCGGCAAUGCUCCCACUCUCUCGCGGACCGGCUGCGCGACCUGUUGGACGAAGUUGUGUAGCGGGUACGACGACGUCCUCCAUUUCGCAAUUGGCCAUGACCUCGACCAAGCAGCCCACGCGCCAGACGAUCAAGCGCCGCAACGACCGCCGCCUCGCAGACGACAAGUUUGGCUUCCAGCGCUGCCGCUACAAGACAGGCACGUGCACGAACGAGCGGGCUCGCAAGCCCAACGACAUGUACCACUCGCUCUGCGAGAAGCACCGCCUCCUCCACAACUUUAACCAGCGCAACUUUGACCGCAAGAAGCGCGCAAUCCGCAAGUUGCUCGAGGAAGAGGAGACGCCGUCGAGCCCGUCGUCGUCCUCGACGUCCACGUCGACCGACGACGACGACCUCGAGGUCGCGAUCAAGCUCGAGCCGCUCAUGUUUCCACAGAGCCACGCCGUGGCGCCCCGCUGGACGGACGAGGACUUGUACAUCCUCACGGCCUUCCUCAACUAGGACCAUCACGGCCUUCGUACUGUAGUUUACCUAUUUAAUGCAUCGCUUCCUUUCAUAAAGCAUGUCAUGUCAUCAAC